Messenger RNA from Cutaneotrichosporon cavernicola, 849 nucleotides. RefSeq lists its product as uncharacterized. Bases 1 to 849 code for a protein of 282 amino acids. The transcript is spliced from 2 exons. The record is from RefSeq and is a predicted model, not a curated record. Lineage: Eukaryota; Fungi; Basidiomycota; Tremellomycetes; Trichosporonales; Trichosporonaceae. Gene Ontology annotation, molecular function: oxidoreductase activity.
AUGAAGAUCGAGGGCAAGGCUUUCAUCAUCACCGGUGGUGCGGGCUCGAUCGGCGGCACGGCUGCUCGCAUGAUCAUGGAGCGUGGCGGCAUCGCUAUCCUCUUCGACGUCCUCAGCCCGGAGGCAGGCACAGCGAAAGCAAAGGAGUGGCACGCCGAGCGCUGCCACUACUUCCAGGUCGACAUUGCCGAUAUGGCCAGCCUCGAGUCUGCCUGUGCUGAGGCGCUCAAGAUCAUUCCCAAAGGCUCGCUCGCCGGCGGCGUCCACUGUGCAGCAAUUGCGCCGGGCCGGAAAUGGAGCAACAAACUCUCCGAGUCGGUCCCCACCUUUGCCAAGGUUCUCAACGUCAACGUGUACGGCACAUUUGCCGUUGACGCAGCCAUCGCCGAUGCUAUCAACUCGCAGUACCCUGACGUCCAGGCCGAGACAUUCUUUCCCCGCGUCACGGAGGAGCGUGGCAUCAUCAUCAACAUUUCGUCGGCUGUUGCGCGCCCCGUCCCGGCUCGCUGCCUCACUUACGGCGUUACCAAGACUGCCGUCCUCGGCAUCAGCGGUGGCAUGGCCGACUUUCUUGGUCCCUUUGGUAUCCGUGUCUGCUCGGUCUCCCCAGCCGUUGUUGGCUCGGCACUCAUGGGCGCCGACCGUAUUCCAUACUUCCUCUCCGAGCUUGAAGCGAGCGCCAUCUUCCCCCGCCGCGUCACCGACCCCACUGAGAUCGGACACGGUAUCGUCUACCUCAUCGAGAACGGCAUGAUGAACGACUUUGAGCUCCGCAUCGACGGCGGCUGGCGCGGUUGCUCCAACUGGGCCGGCGGCGACCCACGCAAGAACGCCAUCUCCCUCGAGUAG